CCCUAUCCGAUAGGGCUGCAUGUCUGUCACUGAGGCCUUAUCACCUCCACCCCCCUGCUGGGUUGCUCAGCAACCACAGGAGUUGAGGGGCUCGUCUCGGCUAACAGAGCAGCGGUCGUCCUGUUUCCAGUGCUGGAGACAAGGUGGGAGUACCUGCAUGCAGGUGAUGCAUAAAAGUAGCUGAGACUUGAAGGACAGACAUCAACAUCAAUGGAGAACAAUUUCAGUUUUGACGAGGGCAGUGAAGUGUCCUAUGAAGAAAACGACUCAGCCUUCCCCUCCCCAGUGAGACUGAGCAACAUCUAUGUCCCAACCAUGAGGGAGAAAGAGGAGGAGGAGGAGGAGAAUGAGCCCCCCAUGGAGGCCGUUGUCAUCCCCAAUCAUCCAGAGGCUUACAUGAACCUGAACACAAAUGCUACCACAAGAGGAGACGCCCAAGCCUACGUGGAGCUGAAUGAGCUUCAGGGCAGCAACUGGCAAGAGACCGCCCGCUGGGUGGGCUACGAGGAGAACUUCAACUCUGACACAGGAACAUGGAGUCCCUCUCAUGUUUCCUAUCUGACUUUCAAGAGUUUGAUCCAGCUCCGCAAGACCAUGAGCACAGGUGCUAUCAUCUUGGACCUGAACGCCAGCAGUCUGUCCGCUGUGGCUGAGAGAGUGGCUGAUGAGCUUCUGGACAAAAGGGAGAUCCGCUCCAGUGAUCGGGAAGGGCUCCUGAGAGCUCUGCUGAUGAGACGCAGUCAACCUGUGGUGACCGGCUCUGGAGACAUUGAGAUGCAGACCUUUUCUGUAUCCAAGAAGAGAGACACCUCUGACAACAUGGAGGCCUCAAUUGUUCUCUCAGGGGCCCUGGACAUCCUGCAGAAACCAGUGGUGGCUUUUGUGAGGCUCAGAGACUCUGUGGUGAUGGACUCUUCCCUGGAGUCUCCUAUCCCUGUUCGCUUCGUCUAUGUGCUGGUGGGCCCCAGCCAGGGCAGCAUCGACUACAGUGAGAGCGGCCGGGCCAUGGGGGCUCUGAUGGCAGACUGGGUGUUCUGCACAGAGGCCUACUUGGCACAGACUGACAGAGAUUUGACUAAUGCCAUUGCUGACUUCAUGGACUGCAGCAUUGUGAUCCCUCCCACUGAGAUCCAGGAUAAGGGAAUGCUCGAGCCGAUCAUCGACUUCCAGCAGAGGAUGCUGCGCGACAGACUGCGUCCCUGUGACACACGUCUCGCCUUUGGGGACAGAGCCAUAGUCGACAAACCUCCAGAGGAGCCGCGGGAGGACCCUCUGGCCCGUACAGGCUAUCCAUUCGGCGGGAUGAUAAAGGACAUAAAGCGUCGUUAUCGCCACUACAUCAGCGACUACACAGACGCUCUGAACCCUCAGGUCCUCGCUGCCGUCAUCUUCAUCUACUUCGCCGCUCUGUCCCCGGCCAUCACUUUCGGAGGGCUUCUGGCUGACAAAACAGAAAAAAUGAUGGGCGUGUCAGAGCUCAUGGUCUCCACCAGCAUCCAGGGUGUCAUCUUCUGCCUCAUCGCUGCCCAGCCAGUCCUCGUCAUUGGCUUCUCUGGACCUCUUCUGGUGUUUGAAGAAGCCUUCUAUGCUUUCUGCAAGGCCCAGGGCAUUGAGUACAUUGUGGGGCGUAUCUGGGUGGGCAUGUGGCUGAUUGUGAUCGUGAUCGUCAUCGUGGCUGUGGAAGGCAGCUUCCUGGUCAGAUACAUCUCCCGCUUCACUCAGGAAAUCUUCUCCAUCCUCAUUUCGCUCAUCUUCAUCUAUGAGACCUUCAAUAAGCUCAUUAAGAUCUUCAAAGCCCAUCCUCUGAUCCUGAACUACGAACACCUCAACGUCUCAGCGGACAACCCUUUCCAUCCAAUCAUCACGAAGCACGUCGAGUUCCACCAAGGAAAUGAAACAGUUCAUGAGCGGGAGACUGAAAGGGCGUACCCCAACACUGCCCUGCUGUCCAUGUGCCUGAUGUUUGGCUGCUUCUCCAUCGCAUUCUUCCUCCGCAAGUUCAAGACUGGUCAUUACUUCCCAGGGCCGAUUCGUCGGCUGAUUGGAGAUUUCGGCGUCCCCAUUGCCAUUUUCUUCAUGAUUGCUGUGGACAUCUGCAUCGAGGAUGCUUACACUCAGAAACUGGUUGUGCCCAAAGGUGUUGAGGUGACAAACCCCAAAGCCAGAGGCUGGUUCAUUAACCCCAUGGGUGAGAAAAAGGCCUUCCCUAUCUGGAUGAUGGGAGCCUGCUGUGUCCCGGCCCUUCUGGUCUUCAUCCUCAUCUUCCUGGAGUCCCAGAUUACCACGCUGAUUGUGAGCAAACCUGAGAGGAAAAUGGUGAAAGGGUCUGGAUUUCAUUUUGAUCUACUCCUCCUGGUCACCAUGGGGGGCAUUUCCUCUGUUUUUGGGGUCCCCUGGCUGAGUGCUGCCACCGUGCGAUCCGUCACCCACGCCAACGCUCUCACUGUCAUGACUAAGGGCGUAAAACCUGAGAUUGAGAAGGUGAUAGAGCAGAGGAUCAGUGGUAUUCUCGUGGCCAUCAUGGUUGGUGUUUCUAUUUUCAUGGAGCCCAUCCUGAAGAUGAUUCCCAUGACGGCCCUGUUCGGUAUUUUCCUCUACAUGGGUAUCACCUCUCUGAGUGGAAUCCAGAUGUGGGACCGAAUGCUCCUGUUGAUCACACCAAAGAAGUACCACCCCUCUGACGCCUACGCCACCAGGGUGGGUACAUUGCGGAUGCAUCUCUUCACUUUCAUCCAGCUCUUCUGCCUGGCCAUCCUCUGGGUGGUGAAGAUCAGUCCCUUCUCUCUGGCUCUGCCUUUUGUCCUCAUUCUCACCGUCCCUCUGCGAAUGGCCAUGACCGGCACGCUCUUCACUAGAAUGGAGAUGAAAUGUCUGGAUGCAGAUGAUGCCAAAGUGGUGCUGGAGGAGGACAAUGAGGCUGUGUAAUCAACAUUAAGAGCACCGUAUCAUUCCCUUUUUUAUUAUUAUUUUACCAACUUUCAACUGAACUCAAACAACCAGUAGAUGAAAUGUGUUUUUAAAAAUCUGUCUUUGAAAUUUGUGGCCAUCCACCUACACAGAUUGUAUCUUUAAAAGAAGAAUACCUCUCAAAUCUAAUGUUCAGUCAGUCAUUCUGUGGGUGAGCACUCUCAUUUUUCACAUUCCAGACUCUUAAUCAUCUUCUUCAUGGAAUAAGAUUGCUCUUCACUUUUAUUCCUUCCUUCAGGCUUGAAAUUAUUUCCCUUCAUAUGCAGGAUAAAUGUAUUUAAAGUGUAGUUGUUUCUUUUAGUGUUUAUUAGUACACAGUAUAGCUUUAAAGUGCCUGACAUUGAGUCUAAUGUAGCUCUGGCCAUGUUACAAUCACUUCCUCCUGAUCCAAUUUUUACUAUUUAAAUUAACAAAAUAUAAUCUCUUUGAAUUUUUUCACACGUACAGAUUAUGUUUUGUUAAAAUGGGAUUAUCACACCACUUUCCUCCACACACAGAAGCCUUUGUUUAUUCUCAAACUAUGUUUUAAAAUGUGUUGCUCUAGUUUGCCUCAUUUGACAUAUUGUGUAUGGUUCCCUGAACAAUCGGGUCUUUUCUGUUGAGUUGACCUGUUUAGAACAUGUAUAGAAUUAUUAUGUGUAUUGACUUUUAUCUGAUUGUGUGUGUAUUUGCUUUGUUCUCAAAUAGUAUGAGCAGUAGUUAGUAGAUAGUGGAUGACUUGAUAUACUUGUUUUUGGCUGAUUGUUAUGAUAUAAUCUGGAAAAAAGACUCAUUUGUAAAUGUAUCUUUUGUCUUUUGUGUUGCCUGGCAUGUCUCUGUACAUGCUGGGAAUUUCCACUUAAUUUAAAAUAAAAAC
Molecule: messenger RNA, 3823 nt
Organism: Notolabrus celidotus (New Zealand spotty)
Lineage: Eukaryota; Metazoa; Chordata; Actinopteri; Labriformes; Labridae
Gene: slc4a1a
Product: solute carrier family 4 member 1a (Diego blood group)
Exons: 22
Coding region: 211-2925 (904 amino acids)
Biological process (GO): bicarbonate transport; regulation of intracellular pH; monoatomic anion transport
Cellular component (GO): basolateral plasma membrane; plasma membrane
Molecular function (GO): bicarbonate transmembrane transporter activity; solute:inorganic anion antiporter activity; monoatomic anion transmembrane transporter activity
Source: RefSeq, a predicted model, not a curated record